This is a messenger RNA of Exophiala xenobiotica, 1567 nucleotides long. RefSeq lists its product as uncharacterized. Gene Ontology annotation, cellular component: Smc5-Smc6 complex; nucleus. The record is from RefSeq and is a predicted model, not a curated record. The coding region runs from base 72 to 1484 and encodes 470 amino acids. Gene Ontology annotation, molecular function: SUMO ligase activity; zinc ion binding. Gene Ontology annotation, biological process: double-strand break repair via homologous recombination; protein sumoylation. NCBI's taxonomy places the organism in Eukaryota, Fungi, Ascomycota, Eurotiomycetes, Chaetothyriales, Herpotrichiellaceae. The transcript has a single exon.
CAGAGAUCGUUCUCGAAGAGAACCCAAGCCUCUCGGUGACUGUUUGCGGUUUCUUCAUUCGCGCAAGGGCGAUGGCGUCUACGACAUUCCAAGCGCAGCCUCUCCGUGCACCCCUCAACGACCACGCUAUCUCAUCGCUCAAAGAACUUGCCAAAGACAGAUCUCGAACCAUAAAACUAGCCAAGUAUCUCAAGGACGCCUCUGAGCAGCUAGCUCAAACCGUCGACCAACUCAACGAGGCUGGCUACUACCGACGCAUAAAGUAUGAAAGACAGCGAAAGCGGCGAGAUGGACAGGAAGACGGAGACAACGCGGCGGAUCAGGAACAUGAACAGUUCCAAAAGAAAGUCGAAAGCCUUACAAACAAGAUGGACAUGAGCAUUCGAGCCAUUGUUGACGACCAAGUUUGGUUGGAGGACCUACCAGAUGUGAUAAAGGAGACUGUCAACAAGGCCGGGCAAUCAUCUACGCAAACUCAGCAGUCAUCAUUCGAUCCCACCCCCAUGCGAUCUGGUCGACGAACGAUCGCGGAUGAAGAUGAGGACGAAGAAGAAGACGAGAACAACCGCAUUCUAGAAACGCAAUCCGCUCCUCAUCCCUCUGACGCGCCGCACAUUCUUCUUGCGGCGGCACUCCAGAAGCAAAACAAAUCUUGGUCCACGAAGACCCCCACCGAGAAAUAUGCGCAUCACAAUUUCUACACUGGCUUCAAGCGUUUGCUAUAUGACGCUCUGCAUCCUGGUGAAGAACAACCGCCAAUGCCUGACCCGGGCUUAUGGUUCGCCGCUGAGGAAGGUCGAGAAGUCAUAUCCUCCCAAAGACACCGUAGUGGCGGCUCCGACAGUGAGGGUAGCGACUUCGAAAUUGCCUCCGAAACGACCCGUAUAAAAUGCCCGAUCACCUUACUUCCUUUCCAGGACCCGGUCACGUCCCGGAGAUGCAAACACUCCUACGAAAGAGAAGCAAUCUUAAACAUGCUCAGAACAUCCAAGGACCACGCUUCUCUCGACCAGGAGCAACUUGUGGAACUUAGUCAGAUCUCCCAUCGAGGAGAACGAGCGCGCCGCGAAAAGGAAAUGCAAGUCCGCAUGGUGAAGUGCCCGGAGUGCAAUGUCCCGCUUAUGGAAGGUGAUCUUGAGCCGAACCUACCCUUGAAACGACGUGUGCAGAGACUCCUCUCCCGCGCCCAGCAGAGGAAUCGAGCUGAAACUGCGACGAGUGAUGUCGAUGAAGACGAAGACGAUGAUGGCGUUCGAGGCACCCAGAGAAUUCCCGUUGGUCUGACGUCGAGUCCUGUGGCGCCGUCUACAGCCAGAAGUAAGAGGAAUUUCAAGGCCGAGAGAUUGUCGGGUGUAGUUCCGCAGACGCAGUUGUCCUCCAGACCUGGUACAGCGCAAAGUGGGAGUGGAACACCUUCUGGGAUGCAGCCGCCGAGUUCGACCGCCCGGACAACGACUAUCCUAGAGCUCGGGGAUGAUGAUUAGGUACAGCUCGUUUGAUGCGUGUCAGUGUGGCUGUGGGUAGACUGUGCAAGAACAGAGAACAAUUGAUGUACGGAAAUGACUUG